CCAAACAAGCGAAAUACUUCCGAGGGCAAAAACAUGGCGGCUCAAACCGGGUUGUCAGCACCGGGUCUUGGCCGUGCUUUCCCCCCGAUGUCUCUGACUGAGGCCGGCCCGUUCACUCCCAUGGGGGCGGACGGUUGGCAGAUCGGCUCGCCGUCCGACGCCGAGAAACAGUUUUCCCGCUGCGCCACAAAGCUCCGAGCUCUGCGAGCAGAGUCCGGACAACUCAGAGAGGAGCUCAACCUGCUGUUUGACCAGCUGCUGUCCGAAAACUACAACAAAACUUUCUACCCCAAUAUCAACAUCCGACCAGAGGACGUGUGUACUCUGCUGAAACAUGCCAGCUGUCUUGUGCCGCUGAGUCAAGAACAUUUAGUCAUCAAACUCUGCCAGCUAAUACACCAUCUUCUCAAUCAGCUAAAGGUAAUAAUGGACGAGCUGACAUUGGAUGUAUUGGUGAACUAUACCGCCAGUGCAUUGAAAAUGUGCAGUACAUGGACACACUCGGAUGUCCUCUUGGCACUCUCCACAGUAGUGUAUGGGAAUGGACCUCAGUGCCACCAGCACCUCAGUGACUUACUGGGUGAAAAUGGAGUGCUUUUGCUGUAUAGUGCUCCAUCUCAGCCAAAUAUGGAAUUACGGCGCGUUGCGCUCACCUGUAUGGCCAACAUCUGUCUCAGGAUUCCUGGUCAGCCACCUCUGGAUGAUCAAUACAGAAGUGUAUGUUUCAGAGUCUUCCUGCAAACACUGCAGUCACCCAAACCUCCCAACACAGAUGAGCUCUUCUACUGCAUGGUGAUCCAGGCAGCUCUGAAGGGACUUCAGUGUUGUCUCUCAGGUGGGAAGUGGAAAUUUGGCGGCGGGGAGGAGCUUGGAUCUGUACUUGCCACAAUGAAGAGGCUCAUGUUCCAGGGAGCUCCAGGUGUGAGCGUCGAGUGGCCGGCUGCGCUUUACCCAGCACCUCUUCCCCAGUAUGAGGGUCUCUCUGCACCAAAACCUUCUGACCCACCAAAGGAUGCAGCUGUGCAAGGCAAAGCCUCAGGGGUAAGACAAGCCAUCAUUUUUGUUGGACUCACUUAUUGUAAGAACCACAUUCAAAUCUGUUUAAUCUCUCCUAAGAAUAAAAAGAGGAAAUCCAGAGGAAAGGGGAAGAAGACGAGCGCUGAGGAGAGCAGAGGGGAUGAUGGAGAGGAGGAUGAUAGAGAGGCUGUGUCUGCACUUCAGAAAAGAGGGGGAAGAGAGGGAGGCAGAGGGGAGGGAGAGUCCUUCUCUAAACCCUCUGCCACAUCUCUCUACCCGUCCUGGAAGCGAAACAGUUCUGACUCCGAGUUUUCUGACUCGGAGGGCAAUGCACAGAGCAAAUUAAGACUUUACCAUGGUCGUGUGCGACAGGGAGCUCUGCACUGUUUACUAGCAGUGGUGAAAGGUGUUGAAAAGCGGACCCUGUACGGGUACUGGUCUUCAUUCAUCCCUGAAUCUCCUGUCGGGGGACCACCACCUCUCACCCUGAUCACAAUUAUACUGAAGGACCCAUUGCCAAAGGUACGUGCGUGUGCGCUUCAGGUAUUGUCGGCCAUGCUGGAUGGCUCGCGUCAGUUCCUGGCUGUGGCUGAAGAUACGGCGUCUCCUCGUACAUCUUACACCCCUUUCUCCUUCUCACUGGCUACUGCUGUCAGAGAACUGCACCGUGCUCUCAGUCUGGCUCUGCUGGCUGAGACCGCCCCUCAGACGCUCACACAGGUCAUAAAGUGUCUGGCCUAUCUGGUGGCCAACGCUCCCUACCAUCGUCUCAGACCUGGUCUGCUCAGCCCGCUCUGGAAGCAGAUGCGUCCUUAUGUGCGCCACAGAGAUGUGAAUGUGCGUGUGUCGGUCCUGACACUUUACGGGGCUCUGGUGACGACUCAGGCUCCUCUCCCUGAGGUGCAGCUCCUCCUCCGACAGCCGGACAGCGGCAGCGGCUCCUUCACGCCUCAAGACUCGGCUCUCAGCUGGAGACAAAGAGACGGAGUGUCCUCUCCCUGUCGCACACCAGUCACACCCUCCCAGCGCAGCUCGCACACACACUCCCCCUACGUUCCUCGCACACCGGCGGAGGAGGACAGCUCACCGCCGUGGCUGCUGCAGCUGUGUGUGUCGCUGGUCACUCAGCCCAGAGAGGACCAGUCUGACAGCGAGGGAGCGGGAACAGGAGGAGGUGCUGUGUUGGAGCCCUCCCCUGUCCGACUAGAAGCUCUACAGGUCCUGUCCCACCUGGUACGUGGCUACUUCUCUCUAGCCCAAGCAUGUCUGUGUGAGAUCGGGCAGGUGAGCGCACGCUGCCUCGGGGAGACAGACCCCUCCAUACAACUGCACGGAGCAAAGUUACUAGAGGAGCUGGGGACAGGAAUCAUCCAGCAGUACAGAGCAGAGAACAAUGUGCCUGAGAGUUCGAGGGUCCCCAUGAGCCAAGUGGUCCAGUUUUGGUCAGAAGUGUUGAGCGGUCCGCUGAACGGAGCGCUGCAGAAUGAACAACAUCCCAUGCUGCAGACGAGCGCCUGCGACACGCUCUCCUCCAUCCUGCCGCAGGCCUUCGCACAGCUGCCUGAAAAGACCCAGCUGAUGUGCAUCACCGUGCUGCUGGGGCUGACCUACAGUGAAAACUAUUUGGUGAAGACUGCGGCUGUCAGGGCUCUGGGAGUCUACAUCCUGUUCCCCUGUCUGAGAGAGGAUGUGAUGUUCGUGGCAGAUACAGCAAACACGAUCCUCGCCGCCCUUGAUGAUCGAUCUCCAAACGUCCGUGCCAAGGCUGCCUGGUCGCUAGGGAAUCUCACAGACACACUUAUUGUCAAUAUGGAGAGUGUAGGUGUGGACUUCCAAGAAGAGCUGUCAGACAUGUUGCUGCUCAAGAUGUUGCAGGCAGCUACUCGAGCAUCAGCUGACAAAGACAGGGUGAAGUGCAACGCAGUGCGAGCACUCGGGAAUCUGCUUCAUUUCCUUCGUCAGAGUCAACUAACCAGGUCUGCUUUCCAACGGCCGCUGGAGGAAGCGGUCCGUGCGCUCGUAAAAACUGUCCAAUCAGAGGCCACGAUGAAGGUCAGAUGGAACGCCUGUUACGCCUUGGGAAACGCUUUCAGAAACCCCGCCCUGCCACUCGACUCAGCUCUGUGGUCUUGCGACGCAUUCUCCUCCCUCUGCCACGUUGUUACUUCCUGUAAGAAUUUCAAGGUGAGGAUCAAAUCGGCCGCUGCCCUGGCAGUUCCUGCCCGCCGCGGCUGCUACGGGGACACAAAGCGGUUCAGCUGCGUGUGGCAUUCACUGGCCACGGCGCUCGAGAACAGCGAAGACACAAACGACUUCUUGGAGUACCGCUACAGUGCCAGCCUGCGACACACACUCUCACAAGCUCUCCUGCACCUGCUCAGCGUCAGCCAGCCUCACGACAUGCCUGCCCUCGGGGCAUCGCUGGCUGGCGAGGAGGGUAGGGGCAUCAAAGGGCAUUUGAUCAGAUAUCUCAGAGCCGAGGAAGGAGGAGGAGAGGGGGCAGAGGGAGAGAAGGACACAGGAGGGGAUGGUUUCAACCCGCAGCAGAGAAUCGGGCGUCUGCAGCAGACGCUGAUCAGACUGAAAGAGUUGAAGGCUGAAGGGGAAGGACGCGGAGAGGAGGAGAGAGGUAAGGAGGUAGUGGUCAGUUUUCUGGAGGAUUUGCUGAAGACGUGUGAAGAGCUGUAAAGAGUCUCCAGCUGCAGCGCUGGGUCUGGUUCUCACGUCGGGACAGAGCAAAGCAGGCUGACCUGUAGGCGGAAAAAUGUCCAACCACAAACUCACUCAAGUGCUGACUGAAAGCAAAGAUUAUGUAACCAGCUUUGUCAUAAGGUGAUCAUCACAUUCACAUGCACACUACAUUAUGUAGUUUUUUUUUUUUUUUUUCUUUCUUGAAGUCGGCAGUGGCUUUUUAUAUCCUUUUAUUUACCCAAUUGCACUUGCACUCUUUUAUGGAUUAACAUCUGAUAUAUGUAGUAGUGAAAUUACAUUUCAAGAUCAAAUGAAUAGACAAAGAUUGAGAUUAAAGAUGGGUGAUAAUUUAUUGUUUUGACUUUCAGUGGAAACAUUGCAGUAAUAUGAACAUAUUGUGCUGUUGUUUAACACAAUUUAGUUUUCCAGGUUAAUUAAUGUGAGCAAAAUGAUGAAUUCAAGUUGUUUUACAUGUGAGUUUUGUCUGAUGUGUAAUGUAUGACGGUGGAACAUGGUUGGUUGCACUGACCAUCAGUUUGUUUUAUUUGUGAUUUUACAUUAAUUUGCCAUAUUAAUAUUGGAUAAAUAUUCUUAAUGCCAUGAUAUUGAUUUAAUAUUGCCCAGCCAUACUUCAGGUUAUGAAGUAUACUACACUGUCUACAGUAUUUGAACACAGUAACAAUGACACUGACCUGACAGACGGACUGGACAUCUGUGCAGCAAAUCUGAUGUUCAAAACAAUAAAUGCAAUGAUUUCCCACA
Messenger RNA from Seriola aureovittata, 4470 nucleotides. RefSeq names its product HEAT repeat containing 6 (gene heatr6). The coding region runs from base 34 to 3705 and encodes 1223 amino acids. The transcript has 19 exons. NCBI's taxonomy places the organism in Eukaryota, Metazoa, Chordata, Actinopteri, Carangiformes, Carangidae. The record is from RefSeq and is a predicted model, not a curated record.